This is a messenger RNA of Callorhinchus milii (elephant shark), 2891 nucleotides long. It is a transcript of the gene traf3ip2a, whose product is annotated as TRAF3 interacting protein 2a. The record is from RefSeq and is a predicted model, not a curated record. The coding region runs from base 150 to 1559 and encodes 469 amino acids. Gene Ontology annotation, biological process: positive regulation of canonical NF-kappaB signal transduction; humoral immune response. NCBI's taxonomy places the organism in Eukaryota, Metazoa, Chordata, Chondrichthyes, Chimaeriformes, Callorhinchidae. The transcript is spliced from 11 exons.
GAGUUCCUCUUCCUGCUCCCAACACUUGUUCCCGACGGCCCUGAGCUGCAGCUCACUCGGCGACAGCACUGCCAGAGGUUUGUAUUGGACAAGUGCUCUCCAAGUGCUUCCACUGGCUGACCAUAGAUUUGUGAGCUCCACCACAGAAGAUGGAUUGCCUGAGAGUUGGAGCAGAACCGCAAAGCAUGCCUGAGGAGGUGGAUGAGACAACGGACUGGUGGGUCCCGCCUGAAGCUUCACAAGGCAGUUUUAUUGGUGAAGAACAAGGACCUUUUGAUUCUUUGAACUUUGGUGCUUCCUGGGUUGAUCUGCAUAAGGUUCAAAAGAGCCUCCCUGACGUUUCUCCCGAUUUAAGUGGAAGUGGAGCUGACGGCUCAUUCACAAACACUCCUCCUACUUUCAAGCACCAGCCCCACUUGAACUUACCAAGUAAAGACACUGGGUAUGAAUCCCGAGAGGAUACUGGAUACAGUCAGCUGGAUCAACCAGGGCCGCUCAUCUCUGGCCUGAAUGAACUGGAGCCUCCAGGGCCUCUGUUAUCCCAUAUGUACAGCAGGUUUACACCUUCUUACGCUCCAGCCUAUCCUCCUCCAUACCCUCUGGGAAUUCCUCCCUACUGGAACCAGCAGGGAUAUCACCAGCUACAAGCUCCACCACAUGGUGCAAAUUAUAAUCCUGCCGUCUGUGAGUGCAGCCAGUGCCAUGCCAAUGCACAUCCACACUUCCCCUUCACUCCACCCAUAAAAUCAAGACAGGAGAUGCCUGUGGCUCCUGCUCAGUUGCAUCCAGGUAUGAUGGCUGACUUCCUUCCUCCAUUCUUUUCGAGCUAUCAAUACGGUGGAGGUGCCCAGAGCAGCUUCAGGCAACUUGUUCAAGCACAGCAGGAUUUUGGAAAGGAAGCAGUUCUAGCCCAGCGGAAAAUACGUUCCCAACAGACCUCUGAUCGAAUUUCACACGUCCACCAACCUUUAUCAGCUCCACAAGACCUGCCUGCGAGCCGUGUCCCCAAAACAACUAGUCUUCCAGACGCAUUACGAAAAGUAUUUGUAACUUACUCCGUGGACGUAGCAGAUGAAAUUCUAAUAUUUGUCAACUUUCUGCGAACAAAUGGCUUUCAGGCAGCGAUUGAUAUUUUUGAAGACUCUGUUCGUGGUAUAGACAUUAUCAAGUGGAUGGAAGGUUACCUGACUAAUAGGGCAGUGAUGAUUGUAGUAGCAAUUAGUCCAAAGUACAAACGGGACAUUGAAGGAACUGAGUUGGAGCAGUUAAAAGAUGGACACAGUUUGCACACAAAAUACAUCCAUAAAAUGAUGCAGAUUGAGUUUAUACAGCAAGCAAGUAUGAACUUCAGGUUUAUUCCUGUACUGUUUGCCAAUGCCACCAAGGAUCACGUGCCUCACUGGCUGAACAACACGCUCAUUUACCAAUGGCCAAAGGACCAAAAGCGAAUACUUCUCCGUUUGCUGCGUGAAGAGGAAUAUGUUGCUCCACCUGUCGGACCACUGCCUACCAUCAAGACUGUCCCAGUUAUCCCCUUACCACAAUUUCCCGGCUCCUAAUUUAAGUUGUGUCAAACAUUCUUGCCUUAGUAAAAUUACUUUAGACUGUGGAGUGUGCAUGGUACAGUAUUGUGUUUAAACAAUGAGCCCUACAAAGCUGCUAUGGAGCUGAUUUCUUGGGAGUCUCUGGCAGUGCAGGUUCCACAUUGAUCACGUUAACAGCCUGUUGACUAGUAAAUGUACCAAACUACAGCACACUGGCUACCUAUUACUGAACUACUAGGUGUAAUACAUCACAAGAUUAGUUUGAGCGCCUUCAGCCCAUUUGUUCUCAUUUCUGUCUUCCCAUCGAGCUGUUUUGUAAAUGAUUCCUGUGUCCUGGCCCACCCUUCAAGUGGCAACCUGUUCCAGUUGUUAAUUACCCUUUGAAUAAACAAAUACUUUCUGGGGUCAGUCCUGAAAAUGUCCUUUGUAAUCCUAAACCUGUGUUCUUUUGUUCUGCUCAGGAUAUCCAAAAGUAAUUUUUACUGUUUCGAUCCCAUUUAGAAACGUGUAUUACUUUAUAAGGUCCCUCCUGAGAUGUCUUCUUUCAAAAUUGAAGAGGCUGAGUACUCAUAGCACAUUCCUUUAACCUGAGAUCAUCCUCAUUGAUCUCUCAGGUCUGAGCAGCCCCUUAUCCAACCAGCACUGUAAGCAGCACACUCUGGAUGCAGUCUGACCUAAUAUCACUUAAGUGUGAUGUCCGGGGGUCUGCAACUGAUUUUCCAGCAUCCUUUUUGCCUUUUUAAUGCUGAUGCACACUGUUUUGAUAUGGGUAUCGAUGAUUCAACUAACACCCCUAAAUCUCUUUCAUCUUUUCUUUGGCAAGUUCAUGGAGAACACGUGCUUCAUAUUCUCACCUCCCAAAAGUCAUGCCUUGGACUUACAUAAAUUGGUUGAUUUGCAAAUCAUCAGCCCAUGUGCAGACGAAUUAGGAUCUCAAGAACUGAAAAUUCAAGUUGUCUAUGUUUUACAUUUAAAAAAAACUUCUAUAAAUAUACCAAAAGCUGCAAAGACUAACAAUGCCAUAUUUUGUGCUUAUUGCAAAAAGUAACCCCAGUUUACAGUGCAUUCUGUGCAUUUGUUUAAUUCUGCUGUAUAAAAUUUGAGUAACAGUAGACAUACUCUAAGAGUGAGAAUGUGCUAGCUGAUGACCUUGACUUCCCCCAUUCCUUGUUGCGGUGCACAUGGAAAACAGAUGAUAUCAAUCCUUACACUGCAUUUGGCCGUUAAGUUCCUGAAAAUAUAAUUGAAAUUCAACUUUUAAUCUAUCACUGUACAAAAUAGAUUGCUCCAUUUUCAGAAGUGUAACCAUUGACUUGUAUUUAAAAUAAAUGAAACACAAUUUCCAUA